CUCAUUGGAAUCUCUUGAAAUGUAGAACAGUCGGAGCUAUAAAAGUGCCGGCGGCGGCAGUGGACGAAGAGAACGAGAACCGAGAAGGACGACGACGGCUGGCGCACGCCUCUCUCGAUUUACCCGCUGAGAGUCGCAACGCUCCGAAUCGAGACCAUGGCUGCCGCACUCCUGGUACAGAUUUAAAUCCUGAGAUCCAAAUUUGAGUCCUCCCUUAAUUUCCGGAUCUGGCGACGGAGGAAUGGGGAUCGCCUCGCAGGACGCGUUGGAGCAGCUCUCCGCCCUCAUCGAUCAACUGGAUGCGAAGCUCAAGCAUACAUUUCAGAAUAUGCACCAAGGGAACCAAAAACAUACUUUGGCGCGCUUUCUCAAGGCUAGAGAGUGGAAUGCGCUUAAAGCAAAUAAGAUGCUAGUGGACUGUUUAAACUGGAGGAUGCAAAACCAAAUUGAUGAUAUAUUGUGUAAACCUAUAACCCCGGCAAACCUAUACAGAGGGAUACGUGACUCACAACUUAUGGGCUUGUCAGGAUAUUCAAAGCAGGGUGUUCCUGUCUUUGCAAUAGGUGCCGGUCUCACUACAUUUGACAAAGCGUCUGUUAACUAUUACAUACAAUCACACAUUCAGAUGAAUGAAUACCGAGAUCGUGUAGUAUUGCCUGCUGCAAGUAGGAAGCAUGGGCGAUACAUUGGCACUUGUUUCAAAGUUUUGGAUAUGACUGGUUUGAAGUUUUCAUCCUUGAGCAAUCUAAAGUUAGUAUCUCUCAUGGCUACUAUCGAUGACUUGAAUUAUCCAGAGAAGACGGAGACUUAUUAUAUUGUCAAUGCUCCGUAUAUAUUUUCAGCUUGUUGGAAGGUUGUGAAACCACUUCUGCAAGAAAGAACCCGAAGGAAAGUCCAAGUAUUGGAUGGUUGUGGCAAAGACGAGCUAUUGAAGAUAAUGGACUAUGCUUCCCUUCCCCAUUUCUGUAAAAGGAAUGGCUCCAGAUCAUCUCGCUAUUCUUCUUUGGAUUCAGAUGACUGCUACUCCUUCGAUCAUCCCUUCCACCAAGAAUUCUACAGUUACAUUGUGCAACAAGCGAAGUCCAAGAACAACGAAUCGCUCAUCAAGCAUGGUUCACUUCAUGUAGACGUGCCUGAACCAGACCCGGAGGGAAUAGAGAUCAUAAACACAAUAGAGUCCGAGCUCCACAAGAUCGGGAACCAGAAUGGAGUAACCCGGUCAUUGAGCGGGCUGAAGAUCGUUUGAGGGUGCUUUGCUUGUGGUUUUUUGCAACCACAUUUGUUAUAACAGUUUGGCAUACACUUGUGAACUAAUUGUGAACUACUAAAGUUAGAUCGUUCGGCUAUGAAGGGAUGCCUUCGAAGCCUUGUGAACGAGUAAAGCUAGAUCAUAAGACUGACAAAGAGCUUUCACAAAGUGGGUCCAUGAUUCUGUUCGAAAAUCGUGAAGAAGGUUGAUUGGGGAUGUGACUUCUGGAUUGACUGCU
This is a messenger RNA of Zingiber officinale, 1487 nucleotides long. Its product is annotated as phosphatidylinositol/phosphatidylcholine transfer protein SFH9-like. The coding region runs from base 242 to 1246 and encodes 334 amino acids. The transcript has 11 exons. The record is from RefSeq and is a predicted model, not a curated record. NCBI's taxonomy places the organism in Eukaryota, Viridiplantae, Streptophyta, Magnoliopsida, Zingiberales, Zingiberaceae.